CUCAAUCCCAAACUAACCCUAACCUCCAGAAAACAGAAACACACUCCACCACCUCCUCCACCCUCCUCUUUAACGCCGGUUUCUCAGCCGUUAUCUCUCACCUCCACCUUUAAACCAGCUUAUCUCAUGCUCCUCAAACCUGCUUCACGCCGUCAACGUUACUCUCGCUGUUUCUAGAAGACUUCCCUUUAUAAACACUCUCUACUCCUCCUCUAAAGAUUAUGUCUCGCGUUGUAGCGGAGAACUUCCCUCCCGCUGGUGAUACGUCGCCGUUUUAUACUCAGACUAGUAUGGAGCUUGACCUCUUUCAUUCACGCACUUCAGUCGGAGCGUCUCCCACACUUGGUCAGUUGCUUAAGCGCGUUGGUGAUGUACGGAAAGAAGCUACUGGUGACGGAAACGAAACUCCUGUCCAUCAAGUGCUUGAGCUCUCCGAUACUAGUAUGGAGGCGCCGAGUUCUAUUCCGUUCAUUCUCUCAUUCAAUAACCUGACUUACAGCGUUAAACUUCGCCGGAAAAUGACGCUUCCCGGGUUUGUUAAUCAGCGUCGCCCCCAUCACCAACUUGGUCCUGCCACCGCUGCUGUGCCCGUGGUUGGGGAAAGCAUGUUUACUACAACUAAGACUCUCCUCAAUGACAUUUCCGGUGAGGCUCGCGAUGGAGAGAUUCUCGCCGUGCUUGGAGCUAGUGGAUCGGGAAAAUCAACUCUGAUCGAUGCAUUAGCUAAUCGGAUAGCCAAGGAUAGCUUGAAAGGGACGAUAACUUUAAAUGGCGAAGUUUUGGAAUCGAGGAUGUUGAAAGUGAUUUCUGCCUACGUGAUGCAAGAUGAUUUGCUGUUCCCAAUGCUCACCGUCGAAGAAACACUCAUGUUCGCCGCUGAAUUCAGGCUGCCGAGAAGUUUAUCAAAGUCGAAGAAGAAAAUGAGAGUCCAAGCUCUCAUCGAUCAGUUAGGGCUACGAAACGCAGCCAAAACUGUCAUCGGAGACGAAGGUCACCGAGGCGUUUCUGGAGGAGAACGACGUCGUGUUUCUAUUGGAAUAGAUAUAAUCCAUGACCCGAUUAUACUGUUCUUGGAUGAACCGACUUCGGGUCUGGAUUCGACCAGUGCGUUUAUGGUGGUGAAGGUUUUGCAGAGGAUUGCACAAACUGGAAGUAUAGUGAUAAUGUCCGUACACCAGCCUAGUUAUCGCAUUCUUGGUUUGCUAGAUCGGUUGAUUUUUCUGUCCCGUGGCCAGCCCGUUUACAGUGGACCUCCGACGCAUUUGCCGUCGUUCUUCGAGGAGUUCGGACAUCCGAUUCCGGAAAAUGAGAACAGGACAGAGUUCGCAUUGGACCUAAUUCGGGAGCUCGAAGGGUCACCAGGAGGGACUAAAAGCUUGGUGGAGUUCAACAAAUCAUGGCAGAACAUGAAGCACACUCCAAAUACUGAACCAGACCGCCAUGGAUUAUCGCUGAAAGAAGCAAUAAGCGCAAGCAUUUCGAAAGGGAAACUUGUCUCUGGAGCUACAAACAAUGAUGCAAGCCCACAUUCAAUGGUGCCUACAUUUGCAAACCCAUUUUGGAUUGAAAUGGCAGUUUUGUCAAAAAGAUCUUUGACUAAUUCAAGAAGAAUCCCUGAAUUGUUUGGAAUUCGAUUGGGUGCAGUUUUGGUUACUGGGUUUAUUUUAGCCACCAUGUUUUGGCAGCUGGAUAAUUCACCAAAAGGGGUUCAAGAAAGAUUAGGGUUCUUCGCAUUCGCCAUGUCCACUACAUUCUACACUUGUGCAGAUGCUCUUCCAGUUUUUCUCCAGGAAAGGUACAUUUUCAUGAGAGAAACUGCUUACAAUGCUUAUAGAAGAUCCUCUUACGUUCUAUCUCAUGCACUGGUUUCCUUACCUUCUUUGAUUUUCCUCUCAUUUUCCUUCUCCGCCAUUACAUUCUGGGCUGUGGGGCUCGACGGUGGAUUUUCCGGUUUCUUCUUCUAUUUCUUAAUCAUCUUUGCCUCUUUCUGGGCUGGAAACUCCUUUGUAACAUUCCUAUCCGGCGUCGUUCCUCAUGUUAUGCUUGGUUACACCAUAGUUGUAGCCAUUUUAGCCUAUUUCCUUCUCUUCAGUGGCUUCUUCAUCAACCGUGAUCGAAUCCCAGCUUAUUGGAUUUGGUUUCAUUACAUGUCUCUUGUGAAAUAUCCCUAUGAAGCAGUGUUGCAGAAUGAAUUUCAAGAUCCCACCAAGUGUUUCGUUAGAGGUGUUCAAAUUUUCGACAAUACUCCACUUGGGUCAGUGCCCACUUCAUUGAAAGUGAGGUUGCUGCAAACAAUAAGCAAUACACUGGGGAUGAAGAUAACGAGCUCAACCUGCUUAACUACAGGAUCAGAUAUAUUGCAGCAACAAGGGAUUACAGAUCUAAGCAAGUGGAAUUGCUUGUGGGUGACGGUGGCUUGGGGAUUCUUGUUCAGGAUUUUGUUUUACUUUUCUUUGUUGCUGGGAAGCAAGAACAAGAGAAGGUAAGACGACGAUGGUGGAGAAGAUGGUGUGCUUGGCGGGAGGAUGUAUGAAUUGUGUUGUUUGUUUUUUCAAAUUUGUUUUUUUCU
Manihot esculenta (cassava) is the source of this 2569-nucleotide messenger RNA. Its product is annotated as ABC transporter G family member 6. The transcript has a single exon. Bases 222 to 2486 code for a protein of 754 amino acids. The record is from RefSeq and is a predicted model, not a curated record. Lineage: Eukaryota; Viridiplantae; Streptophyta; Magnoliopsida; Malpighiales; Euphorbiaceae. Gene Ontology annotation, molecular function: ATP hydrolysis activity; ABC-type transporter activity; ATP binding. Gene Ontology annotation, cellular component: membrane.